GGGAAGGAGGACGCUGAUUGGUGGAUAGGCGACGUUGGUGACAUCAUACAGGAAGUUUUUGGAGCCGGAUCGUCGGAGCAUCUUCUACAGCAACCUUAGCUAACCUGACACUAAAAAAAUGCAAAGUGCGGAGGGGAAAUACACCGAUCUAAUUCAGGGCUGGACCAUGUGGCUGUGAGCGGUAUGCCAUGCAGAGGAGACACAGCAGCAACACGGAUGGCAUGCCCUCUGAAAGGAGCCGAAGCCAAACUCUGGGAUCAGAGAGCAGUCUGGAUGAGGGUGGUGUGUUCGACUGCCUGAAGCCCGACUCCCCCGCCUCACCCCAGCAGAUCUUCUCCGGCCUGGUGGGUGUCCCCUCAGGCUCCGUCUCCUCUGCCCAGUUCCAGGCAGCCGGCUUAGUCCUGGGCUCUCCCCCUGAAGUUUUUAUCCAGAUGACUGCAUCGUCCAGAGAAGAAGGAGGCCCCCACCGCACGGAGGGCGGACCUUUUCUCCCCCGGCCUCCCCCGCACCACCAUCACCACCACCACCACUUCCACCACCAGCCCCUGCAGCACAGGACCUCCUCUCUGCUCCAGCAGGCCACCACGGCGGCCGGCUCGGAGAGGCACAGCUCCAGGGAGGAGGCCCAGGAGGACCCGUCCACCCCGGCCCCAGCCCUGUCGGAGCUGAAGGCGGUGGUCACGUGGCUGCAGAGGGGCUUCCCCUUCAUCCUCAUUCUGCUGGCUAAAGUCUGUUUUCAACAUAAACUAGGUAUUGCUGUGUGUGUGGGCAUGGCCAGCACAUUCGCCUAUGCCAAUUCUACGUUUAGGCACCAAGUGUCAUUACGGGCGGAUCGUUCUGUAUUUGUUGCUCUGUGGAUCAUCAUGUUCCUUGCAGGGAACAUAGUUUAUAUCUACUACACGUUUAGUCACGAGGAGCUGCACAACAGCCUCAUAUUUGCCAAGCCCAACCUCGACAGCUUUGACUUCUUUGAUCUGAUCUGGGCGGUGGGCAUCACCGACUUCGUCCUUAAAUACUUCACCAUCGGCCUGAAAUGCUUCGUCCUCUUUUUGCCUAAGAUUAUUCUGGCCUUCAAAUCCAGGGGUAAGUUCUACCUGCUGAUCGAGGAGCUCAGCCAGCUGUUUCGGGCCCUUGUACCCAUCCAGCUGUGGUACAAGUACAUCAUGGGAGAGGACCCGUCCAACAGUUACUUCCUGGGAGCCACACUCAUCAUCAUCUACAGCCUUUGCAAGUCUUUUGACAUCUGUGGACGUGUGUCUGCCAUACGCAAGGCCUUGGUCAUGCUCUGCAGCUCUCAGAGUUAUGGAGUGAGAGCAGGCAGUCAGCAGUGCAGCGAGGCCGGCGAUGUCUGUGCUAUUUGUCAGGCUGAUUUCAGAGACCCCAUAGCCCUGCUCUGCCAGCACGUGUUCUGCGAGGAGUGCCUGUGUCUGUGGUUCGACCGGGAGAGAACGUGUCCGCUGUGCCGCUCCACUGUCAUUGAGACCCUGCGAUGCUGGAAGGACGGCACCACCUCGGCUCACUUCCAGAUCUACUGAGACGACAUCAAGCGUCCUCGCUCAGAUGUGAUUGUGCUGUUAUACAGGUUAGACAAUGGCGUGUCAUUUAUUUUGCUGGUUUAUUUUAGUGCGGUAACUCUUCAAAUCAGGGGAAGCGUAAUUGCAGAGUGUAAUUUUGGACGUUCAUAAUUUUUAGUGCGGACAAGGAGAGCGGCAAAUGAAGUCACGUGCACAAACCAAAUUAUGAUCAUGGCAUCACUUACUGAAAACAUAAAACUUUUUCAAUUUUACAAUUGGACUGUUGUCAUAUCAUUAUUGCAGUAGUCAGUAGUUUGUGUUUCUGCCACUGUUGUUAACCAUGAACAUUUUAUUUUACACACAUGAAAAUAGGAUGUUACUUUGAUUUAGUGUGUUUGCAAUGUAAAUAGUCACACUCACUCAUUUUUUGGGGGGGUAUACUCUAUGAUUUUGUUCCUUCAGCACAGUCCAAAUGUUUUUUUGCGAUGGGUUUUCGUCAGGACUUUUCAGAUUUAGCCUUGUCUUUACCACUUUUGAUGGCACAUUUUUUGUAUACUUUAUGUUUUUGUCAUAUCUAUAUGCUGUCUUAAUAUAUAUUA
Molecule: messenger RNA, 2113 nt
Organism: Plectropomus leopardus (leopard coralgrouper)
Lineage: Eukaryota; Metazoa; Chordata; Actinopteri; Perciformes; Serranidae
Gene: rnft2
Product: ring finger protein, transmembrane 2
Biological process (GO): positive regulation of ERAD pathway
Molecular function (GO): ubiquitin protein ligase activity
Source: RefSeq, a predicted model, not a curated record